AUUGGUUGGUACCGCUACCACAUUUUGCAUUAACGCACUGAAAGUCAGCAGGUGGGGUACAGUGGAUCAUUCAGACUGUAUGCUUUCGUAUAAUCUAUUUGAGAGUCACUUGACGUGGUUUCCUUGCUUGGCCUAUUGGACACAGACGGCCCGCCGUAAAUGAAAAUGUCCCUGGUCCAGCGGGUGCUGCUGAGUUGGUUUUUUGCCCUCGUCUUCCUCAUCAUGCUGGUUCUCAAGCUGGACUCUAAUAUCGACUGGAACUGGUUUCUCAUAUUCCUUCCCAUUUGGACCUUUGACGCGAUUCUCAUCCUCAUGCUGGUCGCGAGGAUGGCAGGUCGUUGUAAACAAGCGUUGAACCCGCGAGAUGGACAUCAGAACCUGCCGCGCACAAUGUGGUACCUCAUAGCACUGCUGCUGAAACUUGGCUUUUGCUUGGCGCUGUGUUCCCGCCUGGAGAAGCUCACGGACAUUUGGCUGAGCGUGGUGUGCAUACCUCUCUGGACCCUGUUGGUUGGGGCGUUAGUAGAACUGGGUCACAGCGUGUUCCACUACAGAAGGGAAUGAGGAAUGGACUACUAGGGUCAUAUUUCACUUCCUCCAGGACAAAUUGAGGAUGAAGAUUGGAGUUUUUUUUUGUUUGUUUUUUAACCACUAAAGAUAUGCUUGAAGGGAAACUUUGUUACACUGCACAACUAUUUUUAUUCAUUCAUUGUUACAAACCAUUUUCGUAAAAGUCAGUUCAUUUUAUGUGGUGCACUUCACAUAUCUGAGAACUGGUACACUACAUACCAUUUUUGUACGUGCUUUACCAAAUACACUGUUUAAAACAGUUGACUUGAUUAUUGUGUCGACAAAUCGAUGUAUGCAUCUUAUGUAUUUCGGGAGUCGUUUUAGCAUACACCAAACGGGACUGAAACGUCACAUGGAGGAAACAAGAACUUAAUAUACAUCAUUGGAAUAUUGCCUUUUCUCAGAUUUCUGCAUGAUAUAUUAAUGGUAGAUGUAACAUUGACAUCGAACGCCCAAAAUGGGUACUGCAGUCCAAAUUCAUCAUUUGAAGAGUUGUCUCCGCCCCCCUCCUGCCGAGACUCAAGCAGGUUGCCAGGUUGAGUUACACUGCCUACACGACUGCAAUAUAAUUUGGUACGAGAGCAAUUAUAUUUCGACACUGAUGAGCGACGAGUCCUACAUUGUAAGAUGAGUUAAUACACUUGCAAUUUAUUGUUUGCAUAUUAUAAACAAGUUCAUGCUGCAUCGGUCUUGAAAGCCUUCUGUUCUAAGCUUUCUCCAUCUAUCAAUUGCAGCGCCAGAUCUCGAUCGACCGGUUUUUACCAGGCUUUUUUUGCUUGCGUCAAAUCUAGUAUAUCUGGAUACAUUUAGUUUGUUUUACGUCCAAUGCUGCACAAACGGUGCCCCUUUAUUUAAUAUCUGGCAACCUGAGAUACUCAGAAUUUGGAAUCAUCACUGGCCAAAAAAAAACAAACGUUCCUACCCCUAAAGGCAUUUUAAAAACAUACUGGUUGUAGCAUUGAGUAGCGUCGUCGGAGAAGCCGGCAUUAGGCUCUCAAUCUUUCCUUCAUCUUGGAAAUACCAUGGUCCUUCUACGAUUUAAAACUUGUCUUAACACAAAGAAUGCACACAAAAUAUUCUGAACCAUUUAUUGAGAGUUUUGGAGUAUAAAUCACACUACCAAGUCUUACCUUAGGAAAUAAAAUGUAUUUACAAAAUUCUCACGUACAUUGGUUUCAAAUAAAAACUGACAGUAAAUGAUAUAAAUAAGUUCUAUGGAAAAUAAAACUCAUCUUACAAAAAAUAUAUGCA
Molecule: messenger RNA, 1821 nt
Organism: Gadus chalcogrammus (walleye pollock)
Lineage: Eukaryota; Metazoa; Chordata; Actinopteri; Gadiformes; Gadidae
Product: transmembrane protein 60-like
Exons: 2
Coding region: 160-564 (134 amino acids)
Source: RefSeq, a predicted model, not a curated record